Armigeres subalbatus is the source of this 2313-nucleotide messenger RNA. RefSeq lists its product as uncharacterized. The record is from RefSeq and is a predicted model, not a curated record. NCBI's taxonomy places the organism in Eukaryota, Metazoa, Arthropoda, Insecta, Diptera, Culicidae. The transcript has 2 exons. Bases 1 to 2313 code for a protein of 770 amino acids.
AUGCCAUCAGACAAUCAUAAAAUUGUGAUUCAUGCGGAUAAGACGCCUGUUGGGGAACAUGCUAGACGAUUUAAUGCACCGACUGUCGAUGAUAUCGCAAUCAUUAUUGUUGGUGAGAAUUUGCCGUCACGUGAUAUUGUACUUCAUCGCCGCGAUGAUCAAUUGAAGCGUAUUUCGGAAACGCAUCGAUCGUAUGACGCAUUGCAGUAUCCACUGUUAUUUUGGCAAGGGGAUGAUGGAUAUCAUUUCACAAUCCCAAUGAUAGACCCAUCUACAGGAACAGAAACAAAUAAGAAAGUCAGUUCCAUGAACUACUAUGCGUACAGAAUGAUGGUUCGCGAAAAUGAUCCUAACCACAUCCAGAAAUAUCGAAAACUAUUCCACCAGUACGCUGUAGAUAUGUACGUGAAAAUCGAAACUGAGCGAUUGACUUUUAUACGAUUCAAUCAGCAAAAGCUUCGUUCGGAAGAAUACAUUCAUCUGCGCGAUGCAGUUAACGCUGAUGGCAAUAUAAACAAUUUAGGUAGAAUGACGAUUUUGCCAGCGACCUAUAUUGGAAGCCCCCGCCAUAUGCAUGAAUAUGCACAAGAUGCGAUGUCUUACGUUCGUCAAUAUGGUCGACCCGAUUUAUUCAUCACUUUUACAUGCAAUCCGCAGUGGAAUGAAAUAAGGGAACUUUUGUUUCCAGGACAAUCUCCUAUUGAUCGCCACGAUAUUACUGCACGCGUUUUCAAGCAAAAACUUAAGUCUCUUAUGGAUUACAUAGUGAAGCAUCGCGUUUUCGGUGCAAUACGCUGCUACAUGUAUUCCGUAGAGUGGCAGAAACGAGGAUUGCCACAUGCCCACAUUUUGAUUUGGAUGAUAGACAAAAUAAGACCUGAUGAAAUCGACCAGGUCAUAUCAGCGGAAAUCCCCGACGCAAAUGUCGAUCCAGGAUUGUUUGAGGUGGUGACGAAGAACAUGAUACAUGGACCAUGUGGGGCCUUUAACAUGAAUUCGCCAUGUAUGGUCGAUGGAAAGUGUUCAAAAAAAUAUCCAAGAGCAUUGAUCGGUGAAACUGUAACCGGGAAUGAUGGCUAUCCGUUGUAUCGUCGACGAUCAACUGAUGACAAUGGAAGAACAGCAAUUGUGAAAGUAAAUCGUCAGAACAUUGAGGUAGACAAUCGUUGGAUAGUACCUUAUUCCCCACUUUUGUCCAAAACAUUCGAAGCACACAUCAAUGUGGAGUAUUGUAAUUCAGUGAAAUCCAUCAAAUACAUCUGCAAAUACGUUAACAAGGGAAGUGAUAUGGCUAUUUUUGGUGUAGAUUCGGCAAAUGCGAACGACGAAGUAACACAGUAUCAAAUGGGGCGUUAUGUAAGCAGCAAUGAGGCAUUUUGGAGAAUUUUUUCAUUUGCAAUCCACGAAAGACAUCCGACAGUAGUUCAUCUGGCUGUUCACCUCGAAAAUGGACAACGAGUGUACUUCACAACGCAGAACGCGAUUCAAAGAGCAGACCGUCCUCCAUCAACCACAUUGACAAGUUUCUUUUCGAUGUGUCAAAGUGAUCCAUUUGCCCGAACAUUGCUAUAUGCUGAAAUGCCACGCUACUAUGUUUGGAAUCAAUCAUCGAAAACGUUCCAAAGGCGCAAACAAGGUGCUCCUGUCGAAGGUCAUCCAAAUGUAUUUUCAACUGAUGCUUUAGGACGUAUUUAUACUGUGCAUCCAAGCAACGAUGAAUGCUUUUAUUUGCGAUUGCUGUUGGUGAACGUUCGUGGACCACGAUCAUUCCAAGAUUUGCGAACUGUCGAUGGACAGUUGUGUGCGACUUAUCGUGAGGCGUGUCAACGAUUGCGAUUGUUGGAAAACGACGCACAUUGGGAUCACACACUUGCCGAUGCUGUACUUUCAUCACGUCCAAAUCAGAUACGCUCACUAUUUUCUAUUAUUAUAUCGACGUGCUUUCCUUCAAUGCCGAUUGAUCUGUGGGAAAAAUACAAGGACGAUAUGACUGAGGAUAUCUUACACCGAAUGCGUCUCACAACUUCAAAUCCACAGCUAGAAAUAGGAGUGGAAAUAUACAAUGAAGCGCUCAUUCUUAUCGAGGACAUCUGUUUAACGAUGGUUAAUAAAAUGCUGACCAGCCCUGUCGUCGUAAAAUAUGGGGUACUUAGUCGCCUAUUUUUGAAGGGGCGCUCAUACAAUAAGACUAUUUUGAGGGCGCAUAUUCGAAAACUAAGAAUUUCGGUGGGACUAGGGACUAGAUGCUCGGUUCGGGAAACUGCGAAUCUCAUCUUCACCGGAAGCACACGCAUACACGUCGAUGUGCUGUAA